AUGGAGAUGACUUUGGGCAGAGCGAACCAAACACUGAUCGAGUUAUUUCCAGUUACCAAUUGUGUGAUGCCCUCACCCACGUCUAAUCUAGGUUCCGCAGAGGCUGUGACGAGGUUCCUUCGUUCUAAAGAGGGCCACCUACCGGAAAUUUUAAAAAUUGCAAACGAUAUCUUAGAUACGAAAUUAGAUGUGUACUUGCCGAACAAGAGAGAGUUUAUAUUGAGCUUACUUGUCGAUCGUUUAAAUGAUCGAUCGAACUCGUCGAACUUCAGUAAAUGGAAACUGGACAAGGAUGUUUGGAAUUUGCUAAAGCGAGUAUUAUUUAUCGAAGGUCAUAAUGAGACAAGCAUUUUGCAGAGCUUGAAAAUUGUUGAUCUUAUGAUACUUUUAAUGGAGUCCGAUGAUCCAGAAGGAUGGGAUUGUUUGCCUUAUGUUUGCCAGAUUUUGUCCAUGUUUUUAAAGAGACUGUUUAUGGAGAUAGAGGAGUCCACUGGAAUUCGAUUGCUUAAAUCGACUCUUAGCUAUAUUCAGAACAAAGCACCUAAAAACUCAUCAGUUACGUUAGAUGAGAUAGUGACGAAUGUUUACUGGAAUUCCCAUCCCCAGGGACUUUUGGAAGUAUCAAAGAAAUCGUAUUCACAAUUUUUCGAAGAGCUUUUUAUUUCGUUAACUAAGUAUUUAUCCAUUGAAAGCGAGCUGCCCAGUAAGCAUUUGUAUGAGGAGAUUUUCACAACAAGGGUAUUCUAUCCAGAAAACUUGCCAUACUUGGUUCACAAUUUGGAUAAGCUUCUCAAAAAAGAGACACCCGAUGAUGCUUCUUUAAGGUACUUUUUUCAAAUGGCUGUUCGAAAACUAGCCCCAAAGCAGAUGAAACUUUGUACGGAGCUAUUUGAUGUCAUCGUCAAUAAAUCUCCAAACUUAUCAGAGUCGCUCCUAGCAUCUUUGGUCGGUUCUCAUCAUGCGUUGCCGCAAGAGUUUAUCUUUUCAGUUUAUACCAAGGAAGUUGCUAGCAAAAAGUUUAUUGACUUGAAUUGGGAUAUGGUAAAAUAUGUUUUUGAAUUGGACAGUGAGUUGGCAGCUACAAAGUCGAAGUUUGUUUUCGAAAAAUACAACUCGGCUUUCAAUCUAGAUGAAAAAGUCUUGCCCGUGGGUAAAGUCAUUGUUUAUGCUUAUGCAAAAAACAGAGAAUUGGUUGAAUUUCUAACAAAAGUGUGGCCUAAAGCAAUCGCUAGAGACGAAUUAUGGGAUGGAGAUGACUUUAUCGCGCAUGUUGCCAACUGCAUUGAUUCCCUAUCUGAAAAGCAAAUCGUUCAAGUCCUCGAAACGUCACCAAAUCUACUGCUGGAGGCAUCCUUUGCUGUGCUUACAGCAAUUACAAAAGGAUUAAUUUCGUCUUCAUGGAAGUUGAUAGAUUCAUUAAAGCCCACAUUUAAUCAAAUCCAGAGCUAUAUAAAUUCGUCGACAAAUUUUUGGCAGGUGCGGUACAACCUUCUCAACUUGUAUGGUUCGGAAUUUGUCAUUCCAGAAAGUGUGUUGGAAUUGGACUACGAUAUUUAUUAUCAUUACACCGUGCUUAGAUUGCUAGAAUUGAAUAUCAUCCAAGACUACUCCAAUAAGAAACAGCGGCAAUUGAUUUUGUUUUUACGAGACAACCCUAGUCUCAUUUCGCUGGCGUUUUGUCGAUGGUUUGUCAUGAUCAAUGACUAUUUCACAAAUGAGAGUAUUGUUGAGUUGUUGAAACUUGCAUUUGAAACAGCUUUUCUUUGUCAUACUGAUUGUGAAAUCUAUGAACAAAGAAAUAUCAUGACUUGCAUGAUGAGAUUAUUUAUUGCAGAUCCUAUGUCGCAUUUUGAUCACAUCCCAAAAAUACCAUUAGCUUGUUUUUCAAGGGGUCCCAAGAAGGACUUGUUGAACAUUUUAACGAGAAAGUACAUUGAAACAAAGGAGGUUCGAGUGCUAGGAUGUAUCGAUUACUUACUCGAUUCAGCAUCGUAUCAAUCUAGUAUCGAACGUGAUAUUUCAGUGGUUCUUCAAAUUUUGGCAUUGGCACCUACUGAUGAGGCUCAAAAGUACGCAAGUAGCAUCUCCAAAAAGGUAUGGAAGACUAAUGUUGAUAUGAUAAAAUCCGACGAGAAUCGUGCUUUUGUCGCAAAUGCAAUUGGGAUGCUUGUUAGGAGUAUGCAAAUUGGUGGAAGUGGUGACGUUUUGCCAGAAAUGAAAAUGGCUUUGAUUAUUGUGUCACAUCAAAGUGUACUUACCGGUAACGAUCUCACUAAGUAUGAGGAAUUGGUAAAUACAUUCAAAAUGCAAUGCAUUAGGCAAAUUAAAGACAGUCAGGAUAACCUGGAUAAUGCCAAGUUGAAUUGGUUUCUUCAUGGACUCGCUAGUAUACCCCCAUCGAUGCUAACCUUUAAUGACGUCAAGUCUAUUGCGGGUCAGAUUAAAAUUGAAGCAAAUGAUACUUCCAUCAAACAAGCAUUGUUCAGUUUAGUUUGCAAAUGUGCCAAGCCCGAUUUGAGGUUUGCAAAGUACGUUUUGAGUCUUUAUUUGGUUCUCAAUACUGAAGCGCAUACACAACAUCUUUUUGAUGAUGUUGUUCAAUAUUUGCAAUCGCUCGUGAAUGAAAAGGUGGAACUUUAUUAUGCAAUUUGCAACUAUGUUAUAUUCUCUACGGCGGAUGCUGAGGAUACAUUUUCAAACUCUAUCUGCAUGGUGUUGUCCGCUUUGUUGACGACUAUGCCCAAAGAACCUGAUGGCAGUUUGCAAAUCGCAUUGUUUUCAGGCUAUUUAAGGAAUCCACUGCAAUUGCUGCCAAAAGUGUUGCAGCAUAUUAUGGGCAACCUCAAAUGGUUGCUUACCCAAAAACAGUGGCUAUUCAACCAGUAUAUCCUUGAAAUGGCGCUUGCUCAUAUUGGGAUAGUUUCAUCAAUAACUUUAUCUGACAAACAUGAGUUCGAACAAUUGUAUUUAGAAUCCUUGCGAGUUGUAUCACAAAUAUUGUUGCAUCAUCGAUUCAAAUUGUCAACUCGUCACCACUCAAUUAUAUACUUGAUGUGCACCUUUUUGGAAUCAUUGGUCGAGCCGGGGCAAUUGGGACAUAGUAACAUAGCAGCUGGCUCUUUUACCAGACUAGUGAGCAAUUUGUGUGAACCUCAAGAACAUGUGAGGGACUUAUCGGUUCGUUCUGGCCAGCAGAAUAACAGACUAACCACGCAAGCAAACCUUUACAAGAAACAGCUUCGAAUUUAUUUGCCAUACCUAUUGAUCAACUACAUAUACCUAAAUUUGAAAUUCACUUUUGGCAAGCAAGUCAAUGACAUUUUGGCUACGGGUGUAUACACGAUUUUCGACUCCUUGUCUAAAAGUGAGUUGCAAAUUGUCAAUUCUGCUUUGGACUAUGCUGGUAAAGCCUUAUACAAGAGUUUAUAUCAUGAUUAUCAGGAGUACUGGAAAUGGAAAGAUCAAUAA
Molecule: messenger RNA, 3468 nt
Organism: Lodderomyces parapsilosis
Lineage: Eukaryota; Fungi; Ascomycota; Pichiomycetes; Serinales; Debaryomycetaceae
Exons: 1
Coding region: 1-3468 (1155 amino acids)
Biological process (GO): ribosome biogenesis
Cellular component (GO): nucleolus
Source: RefSeq, a predicted model, not a curated record